Aricia agestis (brown argus) is the source of this 3187-nucleotide messenger RNA. RefSeq names its product septin-2 (gene Septin2). Lineage: Eukaryota; Metazoa; Arthropoda; Insecta; Lepidoptera; Lycaenidae. Gene Ontology annotation, biological process: cytoskeleton-dependent cytokinesis. Bases 58 to 1314 code for a protein of 418 amino acids. The record is from RefSeq and is a predicted model, not a curated record. Gene Ontology annotation, cellular component: cell division site; septin complex; microtubule cytoskeleton. The transcript is spliced from 10 exons. Gene Ontology annotation, molecular function: molecular adaptor activity; GTPase activity; GTP binding.
UUCCCAAUAGUUCAUUGUUCACUUCAGUCUUCAGUUUCAUUUGAGAUUUCUUGAAACAUGGCGGCGAUUGAUACCGAACCCGCUAAAAUUGAAGCAGCAAUGCGCACCCUAAAACUGUCUGGUCAUGUCGGCUUCGACAGCCUUCCAGAGCAGUUGGUGAAUAAAAGUGUACAGAAUGGAUUUGUUUUCAACAUACUGUGCAUUGGUGAAACUGGUCUUGGGAAAUCUACUCUUAUGGACUCAUUAUUCAACACCAACUUUGAGUCGGUACCAAGUCCUCAUAACCUGCCGACAGUCAAGCUAAAGGCUCACACUUAUGAGCUCCAAGAGAGUAACGUCAGGUUAAAGCUGACGAUAUGCGACACCAUCGGUUAUGGGGAUCAAGUGAACAAGGAAGACAGUUUCAAGGCAGUGGUGGACUACAUUGAUGCCCAGUUUGAGGCUUUCCUGCAGGAGGAGCUCAAGAUCAAAAGAGCAUUGCCGCAGUAUCAUGAUAGCCGCCUCCACGUGUGCCUCUACUUCAUCUGUCCUACUGGACAUGGACUGAAAUCAAUUGAUUUGGUGUGCAUGAAGAAAUUGGACACCAAAGUGAACAUCAUCCCUAUCAUUGCCAAGGCUGACACCAUCUCCAAAACUGAACUUCAGAAGUUUAAAUCGAAAAUAAUGCAAGAGCUGCAGGCGAACGGCGUGGAGAUAUACCAGUUCCCGGUGGACGACGAGUCCGUGUCGGAGGUGAACGCCGGCAUGAACAGCCACAUCCCCUUCGCGGUCGUCGGCAGCACAGACUUCGUCAAGAUCGGCAACAAGACCGUGCGCGCUAGGCAGUACCCGUGGGGGACUGUGCAAGUGGAGAACGAGACACACUGCGACUUCGUGAAGCUGCGCGAGAUGUUGAUCCGCACGAACAUGGAGGACAUGCGCGAGAAGACGCACGCGCGGCACUACGAGCUCUACCGCCGCCGCCGCCUGCAGCAGAUGGGAUUCAGCGACGUCGACGCUGACAAUAAGCCGGUGUCGUUCCAGCAGACGUUCGAGCAGAAGCGCAGCGCGCACGUGGCGGAGCUGGAGCACAAGGAGAACGAGAUGCGGCAGAUGUUCGUGCAGCGGGUCAAGGAGAAGGAGGCCGAACUCAAGGAGGCUGAGAAGGAGCUUCACGCUAAGUUUGAUAAACUGAAGAAGGAUCACACAGAGGAGAAGAAACGUCUCGAGGAACUGCGUAAGAAGAUCGAGGACGACACGAUCGAGUUCAACCGGCGCAAGCAGCAGGCGCAGUCGCACCACACACUCACUCUCGGCAAGAGCAAGAAGAAGUAGACUCACACUUGUAUGGCGUCCUAUGGCGAUGCUACACGCUCGAUAUAAUCACGAUAUAAUCAGUGUAUGUAGGAGCAUUGGAUAACUGCGUUAUCGUAACUAUUUGAUAUUCGAUAGCGUAUUCAGAAGUGCUCGUUUUCUGUUGUUGCGUUUGGGAAAACUCGCAACGCUAAAUCCGCACGCGCAGAAAACGAGCACGUUUGAUGCGCUCUUAUGAUGACGCAGCUGCAUAAUAAUUCCUGCUUACUCAUUAGAAUGCUAAGUGUGAGUUUUUGUUAGUACUCGCCGUGAAGCUUCGGUUUGUAUGGCAUAUAAUCCUCAAUCAGUGUGUCUAUCGGUAAGUUAUAGAAAGUAUUUGGAUGCCGUACAAAUUUUAGUUACAUUGUGGUAAUGGUGAAUAGACAUAAAAUCACACUCAGCACUAAGAAUACGAUCAAUGGCGUGUGUAGUAUUAAGGUUUGGCCUAAGCCUUACGCGACUAUUUACUUCCAUCAAACUCAAUAUUCAUUUCAUUUUUUUAAUGAUGCAAUAUUAUUUUACAUGAUGCAGAAUAAUUGACAUCGAAGCCAAAAAAGACCACAUCAAUUGAAAAAUAACGAAAUCUAUGCCGGUUCAAAGAAAAAUGACCGUUGCCGGGCGUUUUACAUUUUAAAUACGGCUUCGGUAUUUUGGUGUGUACGAUAAAUAAUCGGCAUAAUUUAGUUUAAAAUAAUAUUCAAUUUAGAUUAUUACACAACAGCAAAUUUUAAAAGCCAAAAGUUUAAAAACUAAAAAAACCUUUCAAAUUUAUAGGCAAGGUCCUUUCUACUCGGCUGCCAGGAAAGCUAUUAUUUUUUCGCAUCGUGUCCAUAGUGUUUCUAAUGAACGAAAACUAUGUAGUGUAAGCGCGUGUAGAAUAGUACUGCUAGCGACAGUAUGUACGGGCAAUGAACUUGAUUUAACGUAGAUUUAGUUUUGCACUUAGCCAUAUCGUAUAAAUUUUAUACCAAAAUUUAUUUAUAUUAUUAUUUAGGGUAAGUUAAGAUGUGCUAUGUUUAUACGUAUGAUCUGAAUUAUAACGCAUUAUCAUCCAAAAAUAGAUUCCGAGCAAAUCGUAUAAUUUUAAAUACAUGGAUCGGCCGAUUGAUUCGUAGAUAUAAACUCACAAUAAAAUAAAUUAAUAUAAUUAAUACAGUAUUAGUAUGAGCACGAAGAUAAAAUAAGACUUGUUUACUUGCAUUCCAUUCACGGAAACUUUGAUAGUUCUCGAUUACAGUAUUUGUCAUUUCACACGGAAUUAUAGAAUUAAAGCACUGGAUUUUGGACUGAAGGCCUAUAAUAAUUUAUCUUUUUCUGUCAGAUCGUCUUAAUAUUGUGUACUUUUUGUAACUUUAUUAAUUUUAUAUUUGAUCUAUGUUUAUAUGUGCUAGUAGUAUUUUGUAAUACUUUGUAUUUUUUUAGUUUUAUAUGUUUAUUGUAAUAUCAGUUAAAAGCCAUGACAAGCUAGUGUAUCGUAAAUGGCAAAGGCGUGUUUUAGGGGUCAUCAAAUAAAUAAACUUUGAGCUUAUUAUAAUGCACUCAAAUGUUGCCAAUGUAUCAAUGAUGUACCAGAAAUUGUUCUAUGAGAUUACAUAAAUUAUAUGAUAUACUUACAGUUAAAAUAUUUUAUAUUUUAGGGGUGAGGUAACAGAAAAAAAUGUAGCAAAUACAUGAUUUAUUUAUCGUGUAAACUCAAGGUUUGGCAAAAAAUACUCUCCUUUAGAGAAUGUCAGACUCGAACUCUGUGGACGGACAUACGUAUCUUGCAUUUAUUUAUUCAUUCCUUUUAAUUCGCGUUUGCCUUAGUAUUAUACUUUGUAUUAUAAAAAAUAUAUAAUGAUUAUAAUAUAUGAAA